AUGGGUGAUCGAAAAAGAAGACGUCGGGAUUCUCGAGAUGACUCAUAUUAUAGUGAUUAUGAUGAUGAUCGUAGAGCUCCUAGGCUCGAGAAUAAUAAAGUUCCUUUCCAUACUGUUUUCUUCUUCAAUGUUCCUUUUUCUGUCAAGAGACCUCAGCUUGAUAAGUUUUUUGAUAGGUUUGGUGAAGUCAAGACCGUGUUUGAAGGGCGAGAUAAAGCCUUUUAUUUUGUCACUUAUUAUAAUCUUAGAUCUGCAAUAAAAGCUGUUGAAGGACAACCGUAUAAUGAGUUUGGAGACAGACCUAUUAGAGCUAAUUAUGCGUUCAAAGCCCAAAAUGGAAAAAAGGAAAAGUGUGUUGCAACAAUCUUAGUCAGCGUCGCAUCUGGUGAGGUCAAUGACUCUGAAGUACAUGAUUCGUUUGUACAAUUUGGUGAAAUACGUUUUAUUCGUAGGGUAGCCCUGAAUUCUUUUGCUGUGAAAUAUUAUGAUCUCAGACAUGCCCAAAAAGCUGUUGAAUGCUCUGAAAAAAUAAAGAUCGGUGAUAAGGAUUGUAAAAUUGAAUUCAAAUACGGCGAGGAUGAUGGUUUAGAACAGGAAGAUUACUUAAAUGAACACGGCCGCGAUAGAGAUCGAAGAGAUAGAGGUCGCGAUAGAGACAGAGAUAGAGACCGUCACCGUGACCGCGAUAGAGAUCGUGAUCGUGACAGAGAUCACCAUCGGAGAGACAGAGAUCGUGACCGCGACAGGGAUAGAGAUAAGGAUAAUGAUAGGGAUAAAGGCAGGCGCGAUAGAAAAGAUAGAGAUUACGACUCUUAUUCUGAUGAUGAAAAAGGAAAUACUAAGCCGCAACAGCCACAGCAACCACAGCCACCGAAUGUUGCUUUCCCACCUGCUUACUAUGCAUUCCCACCGCCUGGAUUCCCUCCAAAUAUGAUGCUUCCUGGAAAUAUGAACCAACAGCAUUCCUUCAACUUCCCUCAGGGUCCUGGUCAGCCACCAUUCCCUGUAAUGCCACCCGGUGCUCCUGGUUUUGGUCAGCCACCGUUUAAUUUUAAUUCAUUUGGAGUUCCUCCUCCAGCAGGACUUCCACCACCACCUCCAGGAUCAUUUAUACCUCCGCCUUAUGGCAUUCCACCACCGCCAUUGCCGCCUUCUUAUCCUCCUGUACUUCAUCCAAAUUCUCCCGGUUCAUCAUCGAACAAACCACCAAUGAAGGAGCCACCGAAGUUCGAUGCACCACCUAACAUGUCUACUUUGAAGAAACUGUUAGGUUCGCGUCCAGAUUAA
This is a messenger RNA of Trichomonas vaginalis G3, 1287 nucleotides long. Its product is annotated as RNA binding. Lineage: Eukaryota; Parabasalia; Trichomonadida; Trichomonadidae. The record is from RefSeq and is a predicted model, not a curated record. The transcript has a single exon. Gene Ontology annotation, molecular function: RNA binding. The coding region runs from base 1 to 1287 and encodes 428 amino acids.